Molecule: messenger RNA, 2070 nt
Organism: Triticum dicoccoides
Lineage: Eukaryota; Viridiplantae; Streptophyta; Magnoliopsida; Poales; Poaceae
Product: E3 ubiquitin-protein ligase RNF14-like
Exons: 7
Coding region: 1-1887 (628 amino acids)
Biological process (GO): protein ubiquitination
Molecular function (GO): zinc ion binding; protein binding; ubiquitin-protein transferase activity
Source: RefSeq, a predicted model, not a curated record
AUGCCAAAAAAGCACCGUGACCGAAUUUUCCAUCUAAUCGCCAUUCCUGCCGGCACAUCCCCACCGCCGAGGAGUUCGACGGCGAUGCCUCGGAAAUCGUCCAAGGGGGAUGGGAAGGCCGCCGCCGACGCACUCCGACGCCUCGACCUCGACGCCUCCGCCGCCGAGGAUGCACCCGUGGAGACGCCGCCUCCGCGUCCCGAGGCCCCCGCGCCGCCGGUGGAAGCUUCUUCAUCCGGCACCGCCGCGGUGGGUGGCGGCCCGGAGGAAGAGGACUUGAGAAGGCUCCACGAGCUGGUGGGAUUCGGUCGGGAGAGAGUGGAGUUAACUGAGGAGGAGGUGCGCGCCAACCAUCAGAGGCAGGAGGACGAGAUAUGUGCCCUGGAAGCGAUUUUCGGCGACAACCUAGUCAUGUUCAAUAGAAAGGAGGGUCAGCGAUCUUUCCAGGUUCAUGUGAAUAUUGAGAUCCCAGAAGAUGGUAAAGAUGUAUCGGUGAGGCUCGGUUUUGGUACUGGAGCACUAGAUUAUAAGCAAGUACAUGGUCAUGAUGGCGAUGCCAGCGAUGAGCUGUUUUACAAGUUUAGGGUUCAGCAUUUACCUUCGAUGCUGCUAUCAUGCCUCCUGCCUUCGUCAUACCCUAGCCAUCAACCACCCUUUUUCACUAUAUCCACCGAAUGGCUGGACAGAGUGAUGAUUUCAUCAUUAUGUCACAUGCUGGAUAUGACCUGGGAAGAGCAACAGGGCAUGGAAGUAAUAUAUCAGUGGGUGCAACGGCUCCAAAGCUCUUCCCUUUCUUACUUAGGGUUUGGUGAUGAGAUAAUUUUAAGCAAGGGUGAUCAAACGUGUGCUCAAGAUGGUGGGGAUAAGCGUGCUUUAACACACAAUGCUCCACCUGAUGUUACAAUUCCAAGGAUUAUUAGAUACAAUGAUGAUAAGCGUCAUGAGGCCUUUUUGUAUGCUAUCCAUUACUGCGCAAUUUGUUUCAGCGAGUUUCCUGGUGUCGAUUUCAUCAAACUUCCAUGCCAUCAUUUCUUUUGCCAGAAAUGCAUGCAAACAUAUUGCAAAAUGCAUGUCAAGGAAGGAACUGUAGUGAAGUUGUUGUGUCCCGAUACAAAAUGUGGAGCCGUUGUUCCUCCCAAUAUAUUGAAAAGGUUGCUAGGGGAGGACGAGUUUGAACGUUGGGAAACAUUGCUUCUUCAGAGAACUCUUGAUGCAAUGGUUGAUGUCGUUUAUUGUCCGAGAUGUCAAACUGCUUGCUUGGAAGAUGCAGGUGAUGAAGCCGUGUGUCCAAGUUGUUUGUUCAGCUUCUGCGCACUUUGUAGAGGGCGACGUCAUGUUGGGGUUGAAUGUUUAUCUGCAGAAGAAAAACUUCAAAUUUUGGAGGAACGUCAAAAGUCUGCACGAACAAAGGGAGACAUCCAGAAGCUUAUGGAUGAAGUAUGCAGUAUCAAGGAAAUUUUGAAGGAUGCAAAGCAGUGCCCGCAUUGCAAGAUGGCUAUAUCUAAGAUUGAGGGAUGCAAUAAGAUGACCUGUUGGAACUGCGGUGGAUUUUUCUGCUACCAAUGCAACGCUGCAAUUAGUGGAUACGAUCAUUUCAAGGGUGAUUGUGUGAUAUUUGAUCAGGUUGAAAUCGAUAGAUGGCGGAUGCCAAUGAAUCGAAGGGUACACCGCAUGGUUGUUGGACAAGCUCAGGUUGCCUUGCUCGCCCGAGGACAUGCUUACCCGUGUCCUACCUGUGGCCAAGCAAUUCGAAAGAUUGGAAACAACAACCAUCUCUACUGUUGGUCUUGCAACCAACACUGCUGCGCAUUGUGCCGCACGUCUGUCCAGAAGAUGUCACAGCAUUUUGGUCCAACGGGAUGUAAGCAACAUACUGAAAAUCCAUGAUGCUAUGCGCGCAGCCUCAAAUUAAUUGCAAUGCCCAAAGGUUCUCUUACAUUGCAAGACUCGUAACAGCAUUUCCUUUCUGGUGUAUGUUUCUUUGUUAAGAAUUUGUCUGUCCCCUUGUAUGAUUAACAAAAUCUUUUAAACCUGUGAGGCGAAUUAAGUUAAAUGUUUCGUGGCUGGAAA